AAAGAACGUGGCGAGCUAAGUGGCUGGGGGCUUUGAAACAAGUUUCGCAUGGUGGCAGCUAGCGCGGCCCUCGUAACUUCCAUAGACAUGUAAAUUAGCCACGAGCCCAGCUGCAAGACCCACCGGCCUCACCAUCCAAGCAGCACCAUCCAAGUAGUGUCAAAAUGUGCGGCAAUCCUAACACGCGACUGCUCUCGCGGCUUAUCAUCGACUUUCUGCUGCUCCUGGCUGUCUACUGCGUCGCUUUGGUGGUGCUGCCUCAGCAGCUGGCGACAGCUCAACGCGGCUUCCAUUGCAGUGAUGCCAGCCUGCGCUAUCCGUACCAUCAGCCUCGGCUGACCAAGGCGCACCUGACCCUGGCAGUGGUGGCGCUGCCAGCGGCGUUCAUUUUGGUCGUGGAGAUGCUGCGGGCUGCUCUUCUGCCCAGCUCGGCGGAAUUGAAGCAGCGUUUCGUGUUCGUCGGUGCUCGCAUUCCCAGCUUCAUCAGCGAGUGCUACAAAGUCAUCGGCGUCUACCUGUUCGGCUUGGGCCUGUCGCUCCUAGUUAUAAGAGUGAGCAAGUCUUCCACUGGCCGACUGCGGCCGCACUUCUUCGAUGUGUGUCAGCCCAGCUGGGGAGCUGCUGAAGAGGCCAUGGAAAGCUGCGCCUCGCAACCCAUAAGCAAUGCUACUCGCUACAUUGAGCACUUCAGCUGCACCGAGUUCGCUGCCUCACUGGAGCUGCUCGCACAGGUGCGUCACUCAUUCCCCAGCGGCUUUGUGACCACCACUAGCUACGCCAUGGUCUUUCUGAUCUACUACAUGCAAGCUCGACUCUUUGCGCCCUGGCUGAGAGUGUUGCGUGCUACGCUCCAGUUGGCCUGCGCAACAAUGGCUCUGCUGGUGUGUGUGGAGCGCCUCUCCACCUACCAAAAUCAUCUGUCGGAUGUGGCUGCCGGCCUAGCUGUGGGCUUCCUUCUAGCCUCAUUCAUGGCCAUCUUUGUGUCCCACCUGUUCAGACAAGUGAGAGUGAAGCGUCGUCAGUGGCCUCGAAAUGAACAGAUAUACGGCUAUGCAGGCUACUAUAAUCGCGCCACAUAUGGUUAUUGAACGAUAAGCAAAAACAAUUAUUCAAUAUCUGUAAACAAAAGCAGUCUUUGAUGUAGCUCAGCUAAGUAAUCAAACCAUAGCUAAGUUCUAAACCAAUAAAACCUUUCAACGACAAGCUUACGAUCCACACAGCAAGUGAUCACAAUCCACAAUAAACUUUACACUCAG
Messenger RNA from Drosophila hydei, 1256 nucleotides. RefSeq names its product putative phosphatidate phosphatase. The transcript has a single exon. The record is from RefSeq and is a predicted model, not a curated record. NCBI's taxonomy places the organism in Eukaryota, Metazoa, Arthropoda, Insecta, Diptera, Drosophilidae. Gene Ontology annotation, biological process: signal transduction; phospholipid metabolic process; phospholipid dephosphorylation. The coding region runs from base 165 to 1088 and encodes 307 amino acids. Gene Ontology annotation, molecular function: phosphatidate phosphatase activity.